GCGGAACCCCACUAGACCCCCAGGAAACCCAGGGCUCUGGCUGUGUCUCUCAACAUGAACACCCCACAGCCUGCGGCGGGAGGAAGGGUUUCCGAAGUCGAGAUCAUCUCCCAGCACGUAGACGAGGAGACCAAGAGCACUGCCCCUGGGCCGCUGGUGAACUUUGCCUAUCGGGACUUGCCCCUGGCCGCAGUGGACCUCUCCACCGCGGGCUCCCAGCUCCUGUCAAACCUGGACGAAGAUUACCAAAGAGAAGGGUCCACCUGGCUGAAGCCGUGCUGUGGGAAGAGGGCAGCCGUGUGGCAGGUAUUUUUGCUCAGUGCCAGUCUCAACAGUGUCCUGGCAGCCUGUGUAGUAUUGGUGGUGAUUCUCCUGACUCUGGAACUGCUAAUAGAUAUAAAGCUUCUCCAGUUUUCCAGUGCGUUCCAGUUUGCGGGGGUCAUUCACUGGAUCAGUCUGGUCAUCCUCUCCGUGUUCUUCUCGGAGACCGUUCUCCGGAUUGUGGUGCUUGGGAUCUGGGAUUACAUCGAAAACAAGAUAGAGGUGUUCGACGGGGCGGUGAUCGUCCUGUCCUUGGCCCCGAUGGUGGCGUCCACUGUGGCCAACGGGCCCCGGAGCCCCUGGGAUGCCAUCAGCCUCAUCAUCGUGCUCCGCAUCUGGCGGGUGAAGAGGGUCAUUGAUGCUUACAUCCUGCCCGUGAAGGUGGAGAUGGAGAUGGUCAUUCAGCAGUACGAGAAGGCCAAGGCCAUCCAGGACGAGCAGCUGGAGAGGCUGACGCAGAUCUGCCAGGAGCAGGGGUUCGAGAUCCGGCAGCUGCGGGCACACCUGGCACAGCAGGAACUGGACUUGGCAGCUGAACGGGAGGAGGCACUGAGGGCCCCGCAGGUGCUCCGCCAGCCUGGAAGCCGCUACCACGUGGUGGAGGAGACAACCACCGAGGGGGUCGUGGAGCAGCUGCAGCCCUUGCCAGACAUUGGAGUCCCAGAUCCAGCCGUGUGUGUGGUCACCACAGCUGCCAUAGACAUACACCAGCCCAACAUCGCCUCGGACCUCUUCUCGGUGGACGUGCCCCUGAAGCUCAGCAGCACGGGCACCUGCGUGAGCUCCACCUCUGGGAGUGUUUCCUGCUCCACUGGCAGCUCUGUUGCUGGGGCCCAGAGUGACAGCAGCCAGACACUGUGCUCCUCCAGGGACUGCAGCACCACCCGCGAGGUGUCCUCUGCGCCCAGCCCCUCUCCCCUACCACUACCACCACCUCCCCAGCAGCCAGUGGUGGAGACCACAGUCCAGGACCUGCUGUCCUCCCUGUCAGAGGACCCCUGCCCAUCCCAGACUGUCUUGGACCCAGCCCCCUUUGCCCAGCCCAGCCCAGCGGGCUCCGCUCAAACCAGCCCAGAGCUGGAGCACAGGGUAAGUCUGUGCAACCAGAAGAACCAGGAGGGCUUCGCGGCCUUUCAGAUCAAGCCUGUCAUCCACUUCGAGCCUGCCACGCCCACGCUGCAGAAGUUCAGAUCUCUGGAAUCCAAAGAGCAGACCGUGCACAGGGUCCCUGAGACCUAG
Molossus molossus (Pallas's mastiff bat) is the source of this 1560-nucleotide messenger RNA. It is a transcript of the gene TMEM266, whose product is annotated as transmembrane protein 266. The record is from RefSeq and is a predicted model, not a curated record. The coding region runs from base 55 to 1560 and encodes 501 amino acids. The transcript has 9 exons. NCBI's taxonomy places the organism in Eukaryota, Metazoa, Chordata, Mammalia, Chiroptera, Molossidae. Gene Ontology annotation, molecular function: voltage-gated channel activity; monoatomic ion channel activity. Gene Ontology annotation, cellular component: plasma membrane. Gene Ontology annotation, biological process: transmembrane transport; monoatomic ion transport.